Drosophila gunungcola (fruit fly) is the source of this 2517-nucleotide messenger RNA. RefSeq lists its product as uncharacterized. The coding region runs from base 638 to 2269 and encodes 543 amino acids. The record is from RefSeq and is a predicted model, not a curated record. Lineage: Eukaryota; Metazoa; Arthropoda; Insecta; Diptera; Drosophilidae. The transcript is spliced from 8 exons.
CAUACACCAUAUAAUCUGUGAUGCGGCCUGCGUCUGUCUCCGGUUCGUGGGUUCUAGGCCCAACUUUGAAUUGGAGCUGUGGCUUGAGUGUGUGCUCCUUUGGGGCAUUGUUGAAAAUUGAAAUUGUGCGCUUAUUUAUGGAGCUGUGCUAGGGACGAUGGCGUUGAUUGCCGUAACGCCCCAUUGCCUGGUACAUGACUAUAAUAAUGAUUGCCAUUUUUAUAGGCCAGCUCCUUGGCUGUGAAGAUAAAUUGUCUGUGCCCGCCGCUGGCUGGAAAAUCGUUUUGCUUCGACAUUUGAAUCCUUUGGGCUGGAAAGUUUUGGCUGGAUUUUCCCUUCGCAAAUGGCUGCUGUAGUGGGUCAGCAUGAAUGGCAGUGAAGUGGAAAAGUAUGGCUUCCACUGCGUAUACUUAAUUUUUUGGACAAAUACUUAAGGCCAGUUGACAGCUCCUCCCACAGGCUCGGUUAGCUUGAUUGCACUAAUUAAUUUGGCUGAGCGACAGACUUUGAUGUGAACCGGAAACAAGGGGCGAACGCUAUCGAAGGAACCAAGGGAAACAAAGGUGACAGGGCAAUAGUGUGCAAAUUGAUAUAGUCGGAGCAGCAUGGAUGAGGAGCACGACGACGAUCGAAUAAUAUGAGAUUAGAUGGGGCUGUAGAGCCCCGGCCCCGUCACGGAGCUGUCACAUUCAUGGGCCGCCAGCCCCUGAGGCGCGAGACCCGCGAACCAUGUGAGACACAGCAGCAGCAACAGCAGCAGCAGCAGUCAGCUGACGAAGACGACGAGGCCACAGACGCUGAGCGUUUGACCACCAACCGCAGCAGCAGCAGCAGAAGCAGCAGCAGCAGCAGUAGAAGUAGCAGCAGCAACAAUUGCCAAGCCAACUUGGUAUUCAAACCAGAGGGUGUUUUUUCAGCCAGAACAACAACAGCACCAGCAAUACCCACGCCCAGGAAAACAACUGGAGGCAAAGGCAACCUGGUAGCCAUCGCCCUGAAAACGCAUACCAGGCCAUUAUUAAUGGCGCCCAACGUGGGGCUAUUAAUGGCGCCCAACGUGGGACAUCAGCGGAAAAGCCUUGGCCUCCGACUUCCGAUGAAGAGUGGCAAAAGGAUGAUGAUGGGCGCGGGCGGAUGGGAGCGCUUUAACGGCCUGGUCCUGUGCCUGAUUUCCGUUAUUGCCCUGCUGCCGCCUUUGACGCUCGGCGAUGACGGUGAUAAUUUCUUUGCCGUGAAUGCCUUUAGUGCGGGUCCGGAGACGACAACGCCAGAGUUUGAUUAUGCCAGCCGUGGGCAGAAGAAGUUCGGGGACAAGUGCGAUAAUACCCUGGAAUGCGGUUUCCCCGGCUCCAUCUGCGAUCCCAAGAAGAAGUCCUGCCAGUGCACCGAGGAUCUGCCCGUCACCAACCACAUUGACAAAUGUGGCAAAGAGGCCUCCGUGAACGAGUCCUGCUUCUUCAACGAGCAGUGCGAGAUGCGAUACUUCCAGACGGAGUGCCGGGACGGGCGGUGCAUCUGCCGGUUCGAGAUGUCGCCCAUUUGGGCCAAGGACGGAUCCGUGGAGUGCAAAGGGCGCCAGGACAAGAGGGGACCCGAGACCUACAUCGAUCCGGCCAUGAUUGGCGUGCUGGUAGGAAUGGCAUUGAUGUUUAUUAUUAUUUGUGUCGUCCUGCGAUUGUUUAGCCAAGCCCGCUGGCAUGAUAACCGGACCAUCUUCAAUACGCCGAAUCCGCGUCUGAUGAACGUCUCGCUGCUGCGGGACAGCAAGUUGCUCCAUGGCCAGGAGCGCCGGGGAUCCAGGAUGUCGGUGCGGGCCCCCUCCCGGCAGCCCAGCAUGGCCUCCCUGAGACCCCACUCCCCCAAUCCGUCGCUAGGUAAGACAGGACGAAUGACACGGUCGAAGAGCAAUACACGGUCGAGUGAUUCGCGGGUCAGCGAUGUGUCCACCUGCUCGAGAUUGCUGGAGCAUCCGAGUGCCGCCAGUCAGCACAACCUGGUCCAUAGCCACUUCCUGCCCUACGUGCCAACGACCACGGCCAGCACAUUUACGGCCACCAAUGUCACUGCAACGUACGCUGCCUCGGCCACGCCCUCGCCAACGCCCACGCCCCCGCUCUCGGCGGGUCUUCAGCCACCGGGCAAUGCCAGUAGCAUCACCAAUACCGCCAAUGCCACCAGCACCAACACCACCACCACCACCACCACCACCACCACCUAUGUGUCCCCAGCGGGGGCGGCACCAGCCUGUGGUCGGACCAACAAGUUCUAGAGCUCUAGAGCUCUAGAUCACAAAGAUCUAGAUACAUACAUAUAUGUGUCCGCAAACGUAUCACACUCAAACGCAAAAGACAAACGCAUCCAUAUCAGGGCCCAAAGAGGUUCCGAGUCGCAUGGCAGCAAUGCAUCGGCCGCCUCGGUGCGCUCCAAUCGCAGUAAUUCGGUGGCUCCCGGCAAGGUUGUCCACCACGAGCGCCACGGAUCCGCCCAUCGCCAGCACCACCCACAUGGCCACCCACA